Molecule: messenger RNA, 957 nt
Organism: Aspergillus campestris IBT 28561
Lineage: Eukaryota; Fungi; Ascomycota; Eurotiomycetes; Eurotiales; Aspergillaceae
Exons: 1
Coding region: 1-957 (318 amino acids)
Source: RefSeq, a predicted model, not a curated record
AUGUCCACCAUAGGCGCCCUCUACCAGCAAUCCAUGCUGAAACACCCCUACGGCUAUGCAUUAUACGAGCCCGAGUCGACCAAGACGCUCAAGCCCGGAUCCUGCGGCUAUCUGACCGAGCUAGGCCAAUUGACGCCCCUGAUCGGAGAGGACCAAGCGCUCAUCAACCUGGGCGACGCGUCGUCCCUCAGCCGAAACGGACUCACACCAUUUGAGCAAUUCUACCGCGGACCAACAGACAAGCGAGCAUGGGGCCCAAAGAUCUGCGGACAGGUCAAGCAGCGCAAGGUCGAGCUCGACAUCGGCGCGGGACUCAUCCCAGCUGGAAUCCCGGCCGACGUGGGCGCGCUAUACCGGUACAGCAAUGAGGGCGGGUUCGGGGCGAUCCUGAUGACGCAGAGCCCGGUGACGAAGGAGUUCGUAUACGGUGCGACGGCGUUCCGCGUGUGGUGCAAGGAGAACUCGCGGACGAUUUUGCGGCGGUGGCCGGAUGUAAGGGAGCGAGGGCUGGUGAUUGUUACGUCGACGUACGCGACAGAUUUUGCGAUGUUGAAUGCGUGGACGGACACAGCGAAGGAGUUUUCUGUUGGGUUUCGUGCGGGCGUGGUGGGAAUUGGUGAACUGGGACCGUCGUGUACUUGGUAUACGGCGAAGGGGGAGAGCGGCUGGGUGUCUGUUGCGGCGGGGGAGGUGGACGAGAAGAAGGUUGUUUUCUUCGGGGGGUUGUGUUUUAGGUAUAGGAGAAUGGGGGCAAUUCUGCCUUCGUCGCAUGCGUUUAGUGCGUUUCCUGUCGAGAAGGCGAAGUUUCGGGCUGGUGAUCCUUAUGCAAAGGAGUUCCAGACUGUUGAUGAGGGGGAGGAUGGGUUAUAUGAGGUGAUGGUGACUGCAGAGGAGCAUGGCGAGAUGAUUGAUUUACCUGGGAAUGAAGAGGGGAAUGAUGAGUAUGAUGACUUUUGA